AUGAGUGCCAAAUGGUUGCUUUUCUUGCGAUCAUUUCUCUUCCUGACACACCUUGCAGCAUUUUCCACACCCAUUCACAAGGCACCAGCACUGAACGGCACCAACGUUGAUCAUCUAGCAGUGCUUGCUAUUAAAUCCAUGAUUAAAGGUGACCCACAAGGUCUCUUGACCUCAUGGAACCAAUCCAGCACUAAUUUCUGCCAAUGGCAAGGUGUUACAUGUAGCCUUCACCACCAAAGAGUCACCCACUUGAACCUCGCAUCUGGAGGCUUGAUUGGUACGUUGUCUCCUUCCAUCGGAAAUCUAAGCUUUAUCAGGGUCAUUCAGCUGUUUAACAACUCAUUUUCAAGUGAAAUUCCACGUGAAAUUGGGCGUCUCUUUAGAUUACGACAACUACGUCUCGCUUACAACUGUUUCAUGGGAAACAUUCCAGCCACCAUAAUGAACUGCUCCAACCUCCAAGUCCUUCAGUUGGGUUUCAAUAAUCUGGUCGGGAAGAUCCCAAAUGGGAUUGGUUCAUUGUCCAUGCUAAGCAUCCUCGCCCUUCACGAUAACAUUCUACAAGGCGGGAUUCCACCUGAAAUCGGGCGUCUCUUUAGAUUACAAGAACUAUAUCUUUUUAACAACUCUUUCACGGGGAACAUUCCGGCCACCAUAACGAAUUGCUCCAACCUCCAGAUCCUUGAGUUGGGUAACAAUAAUCUGGUCGGCAAGAUCCCCGAUUGGAUUGGUACAUUGUUUAUGCUAAGCACACUCGACCUUCGUAACAACUUUUUCACGGGAAACAUUCCGGCCACCAUAACGAAUUGCUCCAACCUCCAGAUCCUUGAGUUGUAUAACAAUAAUCUGGUCGGCAAGAUCCCAGAUGCGAUUGGUUCACUGUCCAUGCUAAGCAUCCUCGGCCUUCCCGGCAACAUUCUACGAGGUGGAAUUCCACCUGAAAUCGGGCGCCUCUUUAGAUUACAAGAACUAUAUCUUUUUAACAACUCUUUGACGGGGAACAUUCCGGCCACCAUAAGGAAUUGCUCCAACCUCCAGAUCCUUGAGUUGGGUAACAAUAAUCUGGUCGGCAAGAUCCCAGAUGGGAUUGGUUCACUGUCCAUGCUAAGCACACUCGACCUUCGUAACAACUCUUUCACGGGAAACAUUCCGGCCACCAUAACGAAUUGCUCCAACCUCCAGAUCCUUGAAUUGGAUAACAAUAAUCUGGUCGGCAAGAUCCCAGAUGCGAUUGGUUCAUUGUCCAUGCUAAGCAUCCUCGGCCUUCCCGGCAACAUUCUACAAGGUGGAAUUCCACCUGAAAUCGGGCGCCUCUUUAGAUUACAAGAACUGUAUCUUUUUAACAACUCCUUGACGGGGAACAUUCCGGCCACCAUAAGGAAUUGCUCCAACCUCCAGAUCCUGGAGUUGGGUAACAAUAAUCUGGUCGGCAAGAUCCCAGAUGGGAUUGGUUCACUGUCCAUGUUAAGCACACUCGACGUUCGUAACAACUCUUUCACGGGAAACAUUCCGGCCACCAAAACGAAUCGCUCCAACCUCCAGAUCCUUGAGUUGGGUAACAAUAAUCUGGUAGGCAAGAUCCCAGACGGGAUUGGUUCAUUGUCCAUGCUAAGCACACUCGACCUUCGUAAUAACUCUUUCACGGGAAACAUUCCAGCCACCAUAACGAAUUGCUCCAACCUCCAGAUCCUUGAGUUGGAUAACAAUAAUCUGGUCGGCAAGAUCCCAGAUGCGAUUGGUUCAUUGUCCAUGCUAAGCAUUCUCGGCCUUCCCGGCAACAUUCUACAAGGUGGAAUUCCACCUGAAAUCGGGCGCCUCUUUAGAUUACAAGAACUAUAUCUUUUUAACAACUUUUUGACGGGGAACAUUCCGGCCACCAUAAGGAAUUGCUCUAACCUCCAGAUCCUUGAGUUGGGUAACAAUAAUUUGGUCGGCAAGAUCCCAGAUGGGAUUGGUUCAUUGUCCAUGCUAAGCACACUUGACCUUCGUAACAACUCUUUCACAGGAAACAUUCCGGCCACCAUAACGAAUUGCUCCAACCUCCAGAUCCUUGAGUUGGAUAACAAUAAUCUGGUCGUCAAGAUCCCAUAUGAGAUUGGUUCCUUGUCCGUGCUAAGCAUCCUCGGCCUUCCCGGCAACAUUCUACAAGGUGGAAUUCCACCUGAAAUCGGGCGUCUCUUUAGAUUACAAGAACUAUAUCUUUUUAACAACUCUUUGACGGGGAACAUUCCGGCCACCAUAAGGAAUUGCUCCAACCUCCAGAUCCUUGAGUUGGGUAACAAUAAUCUGGUCGGCAAGAUCCCCGGUUGGAUUGGUUCAUUGUCCAUGCUAAGCACACUCAACCUUCGUAACAACUUUUUCACGGGAAACAUUCCGCCCAUCAUAACGAAUUGCACUAACCUCCAAGUCCUUAGCUUGGGUAGCAAUAAUUUGGUCGGCAAUAUAUUGUCCAUCCCUCCUACAAUUCAUUGGCUCGACUUACGUGAUAAUAAUUUUGGGGGAAAAUUACCUUCUCCCACAAACAGUUCGUCUUUAAUACCUCUGGACGUAUCAAAUAACUAUUUUGUGGGAUCAUUACAUAAUUUGGUUUGUUCCGAUGGUGUGAAGAAGACCAAAUAUUUUAGUUUGGGAUAUAAUCAGUUAUCGGGUGUUAUUCCAGAGUGUUGGGAGAAGUGGUCGAGCUUGGUACUCUUAUGUUUAAGUGGUAAUUAUUUGUCAGGUGAGAUUCCAAGAACAUUGGGGUCUAUACCUUUGUUGCAAUUUUUAGCCAUUAGUCGGAACAAGAUUUCAGGAAGAUUACCUUCUUCCCUAUUGAAUUUGUCAUACUUAAAGGUCCUUGACCUUCGAAGAAAUAAUCUUGCGGGAAUCAUUCCACCAUGGAUUGGAAUAAAACUCACUAUGUUGAAAAUUCUCAAUCUUAGAUCCAACAAAUUUUACGGAAAUACUCCUGACCAGCUAUGUUAUCUUUCACAAGUUCAAGUCUUGGAUCUCGCUGAUAAUAACCUCUCAGGAAAUAUUCCUAGAUGCUUCAACAACUUUAGUGUGCUUUCCGGCAUAGAAACUAAUUUAGAGGUUCAAUUAUCAUUCUCUCUUGACGGUGGCUCUUUUAUUGUUGGUGAUUCAUUGGUGAUGAAGGGACAAGAAGCCGAGUAUGGAUCUUUUCUAGGGCUCGUCAUGCUUUUGGACCUUUCGAGCAACAAGUUUUCAGGGCAGAUCCCUAGUGAGCUUACGACCCUCCACAAGUUAAAAUCAUUGAAUUUAUCAAGAAAUCAAUUGACAGGAGAGAUCCCGAAUAAGAUAGGAGACAUGAAAUCACUUGAAUCUUUGGAUUUAUCAGUAAACAAUCUUUCUGGGGAACUUCCUAUGAGUUUGUCAGAGUUGAAUUUCUUGGGUACUUUUAACGUGUCCUACAACAAUUUGAUAGGAAGAGUUCCAACAGGUACACAAAUACAGAGCUUCAAUGAGUCCAGCUUUUUUUUUUGGAAACAAACUUUGUGGAGCUCCACUAAAUGA
This is a messenger RNA of Helianthus annuus (common sunflower), 3513 nucleotides long. RefSeq names its product LRR receptor-like serine/threonine-protein kinase GSO1. The record is from RefSeq and is a predicted model, not a curated record. Gene Ontology annotation, molecular function: protein binding. Lineage: Eukaryota; Viridiplantae; Streptophyta; Magnoliopsida; Asterales; Asteraceae. The coding region runs from base 1 to 3513 and encodes 1170 amino acids. The transcript has a single exon.